AUGAACCCUCUAGGAUUCGUGGAUAUAAUGCAUCUGGAAGUUAUCCUACUGUUGGUUCCCUUCAUCACAAGCCUUGCAGAGGCAGUUAAGUAUGAGCUUUUGGUUUUGGAUGAGGAUAUAUUCAGCAGUUGUCAUGAUCCUGAUCCAAGAACACUUGACCUAAAUGGCUUAAUGGACUUCUCAGACCUAACAACUUCUAUGGAUGCUGAUGGUAUUACCGUUAGGGGAAACACGACUCUGGUGUGGGACAUUCAACAGAAGGAUCGUGUACAGAUGAACAUGAACCUUUCGUAUUUGGACAGAGGCACCUGGACGUCUACUGUGUUCUCAUUGUCUUCAAGGGAUUUCUGCAAGGUUAUGUACGACAAAAAUCAGCCUUGGUACAAAUAUUGGACGGAGCAUAUUUCUAAUGAUAUUAAGGAUAAAUGUGUGAAUGUUUCCGGAACAAAAAUGGUAUAUGAGACCUUCGUGCUGAGUUUGACCGCCAACGUUGCGGGUGGCGCCUUUCGCGAAGGACGGUACAAAACCAAAAUAAUAUUCAGAGCUUACGAUUCCUCCGGAACGGAGCGGCCAACUCGAAUUUGCUUUGAGAUACAGGGAGAACUAUUUAAAGUGUGA
Messenger RNA from Drosophila subpulchrella, 618 nucleotides. RefSeq lists its product as uncharacterized. The transcript has 3 exons. Lineage: Eukaryota; Metazoa; Arthropoda; Insecta; Diptera; Drosophilidae. The coding region runs from base 1 to 618 and encodes 205 amino acids. The record is from RefSeq and is a predicted model, not a curated record.